AUGUCUGACUCGUCGUUACUGCGACGAAUAUCACAGAAUUAUUCGGAUACAGCUGCUAUCUCGCAACUUUAUGUUAAUUGUUGCAAUGGAAAUUCAGCAACAUUUUCUGCUAGUAAAUCAUGUGAAACAUCAUCAUCACCGAGACGAAAACUAUUAAAAUCGUGGCGUAAUACUAAAAGGCAUUUUUCACUUGCUGGUAUUCUAAAUCGCACAAUUCACUACGGUGGUUCGCCAAGACGAUCUAUGCCUUGUAAUGGUGCAAAUGAAUAUGAGCAUUUUUGGCCCUCAUCUCUAUCUGAGAAAAUCGUCUAUGGCAACUCUUCACUAAGCAGUGCUGAGCAAACGAAACGUGUGACAGUUAUCGAUCGUCCAGGUCAAGAAAAAGCUCAUUACACGGGGAAUAAAAGUCGAUAUCGAGCUGAGAGUCCAUCGAAACAACUAGUUAGCCUUUUAAAGUUGCCAGUUUUACAACAGUUUAAUUCAAAUUUUUACAACAAAUGA
Dracunculus medinensis (Guinea worm) is the source of this 501-nucleotide messenger RNA. Lineage: Eukaryota; Metazoa; Nematoda; Chromadorea; Rhabditida; Dracunculidae. The record is from the annotation of a GenBank genome assembly.